AUGUGGCCGGGUGUGUUCCUGCUGUCCCUGUGCAUGGUGCCCACCCAUGCCCAGUUUCCCCGGGUUUGCAUGACGCCCGAGGUCCUGCGCAGCGGCGCCUGCUGCCCGUCACCCUCCGGUCUGCCAGACGACGAAUGCGGGUCCGGGACUGUGCGGGGUCGAUGCGUCCCGGUGGUCGCUGACCGGCGUCCGCACGGACCGCAGUACCCACACGACGGACGGGACGAUCGGGAGAGAUGGCCGCUCCGGUUCUUUAACAGGACGUGUCGGUGUAGCGCCAAUUUCAGCGGGUACGACUGUGGACGGUGCAGGCACGGGCUGACCGGGCCCGAGUGUGACCGGACAGUCCGGGUCGUUCGUCAGGACAUCAUGCAGAUGUCUCCAGAAGAGAAGCGGGCGUUUAUCGACGCUCUUCAUCAAGCUAAGACGAGCGUCCACCCACACCUGGUGAUCUGCACGCGGCGCUACGAGGAGAUCUUCGGCCCGGGCGGAGACUCGGUCCAGUGUGAAAACAUCACGAUCUAUAACCUCUUCGUCUGGAUUCAUUAUUUUUCUGUGGGGAAGACGUACAUGGGUCCUGGAGAGCAGAGUUUCGGGGGCGUGGACUUCUCUCACGGAGGUCCGGGGUUCUUGACGUGGCACCGCUUUCACCUGCUGCGGCUGGAGAUGGACCUGCAGGAUUUGCUCGGAGACCCCACCUUCGCUCUGCCCUACUGGAACUUUGCAGUGGGAGGAAACCAGUGUGACGUCUGCAAGGACGACCUGCUGGGAGCCAGAAGCAGCUUCGAUGAGAACAGCAUCAGCUCCAACUCUGUGUUCUCACUGUGGAGGGUGAUCUGUGAGGACGUGGAAGAGUACGAGAACCAAGGGACCAUCUGUAACAGUACGGAAGGCGGCUCAAUAAGACGGAACCCCGGUGGUAAUGUGGCACAACCGGCGGUCCAGAAACUCCCGGAACCUCAAGAUAUCAUCGACUGCCUGGAGCUCAGAGAGUUCGAUACGCCGCCGUAUUAUUCCACGUCGUCCGCGAGCUUCAGAAACACCAUCGAAGGUUACAGCGCCCCCGGGGGAACCUACGACCCUCUAGUGCGCAACCUCCACAACCUGGCUCAUCUGUUCCUGAACGGCACGGGAACUCAAACCCACCUGUCGCCCAACGACCCCGUUUUCGUGCUGCUGCACUCCUUCACCGACGCCGUCUUCGACGAGUGGCUGCGCCGGCGCCACCCCGGGGCGGCAGCUUACCCUGACGAGAACGCUCCCAUCGGUCACAACCGACACUUCAACAUGGUUCCUUUCUGGCCGCCAGUCACCAACGCGGACAUGUUCGUCCCCGCCUCGGACGGUCUCGGGUACACCUACGAGGUCCAGUGGCCGACUCAGCCGUACACCGUGUCUGAGAUCAUGACCAUCGCUAUCGUCGUCAUGGUGCUGGUGGUGAUCAUCGUCGGCGGAGCCGUCACGUGCCUCGCCAGAGCGUGUGGCUCGUCGGAAGGGCAGGAGCCGCUGCUCGGGGAACGCUUCCGCCACUACGCUGGAAACGAUCGUCGGGAGGAGAAGUACCGCUCUGCAGUCUGAAGAUGGAAAUCCAGAUUCAGAACGAAAUUCUGGAUAUUUGUUCUUGUUAGCAGCUAGAUUGAAAUUUAGCUUGUUACGAACCUUUGAAUAGUCCAGGAGUUGAAUAACGACAUUUUAAGCGAUUCUGCAUCUACAGUCCAUAAUAUUAUUAAAGAA
Molecule: messenger RNA, 1734 nt
Organism: Trichomycterus rosablanca
Lineage: Eukaryota; Metazoa; Chordata; Actinopteri; Siluriformes; Trichomycteridae
Gene: tyrp1b
Product: tyrosinase-related protein 1b
Exons: 7
Coding region: 1-1578 (525 amino acids)
Biological process (GO): melanosome organization; melanocyte differentiation
Cellular component (GO): melanosome
Molecular function (GO): oxidoreductase activity
Source: RefSeq, a predicted model, not a curated record